AUGGAUAUGAUAAAAACAAACUUCACAGUGACUGAGUUUGUGUUCCUAGGGCUCUCAUCUCAUCCAAAGAUGCAGUUCAUUCUUUUUAUUAUGUUCUUGUUAUUCUAUUUAUUAACGUUGGCUGGUAAUAUUAUUAUCACUAUUAUCCAGAUAGAACCUCCUCUCCAAACUCCCAUGUACUUUUUCCUUGCUAACUUGUCCUUUUUGGAUAUCUGCUACACAUCCACCAAUGUCCCACAAAUGCUAUUCAACAUGGUGGGAAAAAAGAAGACCAUCUCAUUCUCCAGAUGUGCUACUCAGAUGUACUUCUCCCUCUCCUUUGGAAUGAUUGAAUGUGUUCUCCUUGGUGUCAUGGCUUAUGACAGAUAUGUAGCCAUUUGUCAUCCUCUUCAUUAUACUGUUAUUAUGAACCAAAUAACCUGUGUCCAAUUGGCAGCCAUUUCUUGGUCCAGUAGCUUCCUGAGUUCUUUGAUUAUCAAUGUCCUCACCUUGAGUUUGCCCUAUUGUGGGCCCAAUGUUCUGAAUCACUUUUUUUGUGAGGUACCUUCUGUCCUGAGGUUGGCUUGCACUGAUACCUCAUUUACUGAACUGGUUGUUUUUAUCUUCAGUAUUAUCAUUGUCUUCAUUCCUUUUCUCCUCAUCAUUGUUUCCUAUGCCCAAAUCCUUCUAUCAGUUCUCAGGAUGCAGUCAGCCUCUGGGAGGCACAAGGCACUGUCCACCUGUGCCUCUCAUCUGACAGUGGUGACCUUAUUCUAUGGAAUUGCCAUCUUCAUGUACAUGAGACCCCAGUCCAAGUCCACCAGGGCUGGAGGCAAGAUCAUUACAGUGUUCUACACUGUGAUCACACCUAUGCUCAACCCCUUGAUCUAUAGCCUAAGGAACCAGGAUGUGAAAGGGGUUAUAAAGAGAGCUAUUGCAAGACAGAGGACAUGA
Messenger RNA from Equus quagga, 933 nucleotides. RefSeq names its product olfactory receptor 2G3-like. The record is from RefSeq and is a predicted model, not a curated record. Gene Ontology annotation, molecular function: G protein-coupled receptor activity; olfactory receptor activity. Gene Ontology annotation, cellular component: membrane. The transcript has a single exon. Bases 1 to 933 code for a protein of 310 amino acids. Gene Ontology annotation, biological process: G protein-coupled receptor signaling pathway. NCBI's taxonomy places the organism in Eukaryota, Metazoa, Chordata, Mammalia, Perissodactyla, Equidae.